Triticum turgidum subsp. durum (durum wheat) is the source of this 1227-nucleotide messenger RNA. Lineage: Eukaryota; Viridiplantae; Streptophyta; Magnoliopsida; Poales; Poaceae. The record is from the annotation of a GenBank genome assembly.
AUGGCGGUGGUGGUGGCGGGGGGUGGCGCUGGCGGUGGGGGUGGCAGGGCGCGAGGGGAGCAGCAGCCGAGGACGCAUUGGCGCGAGCAGCAGGGGCAGCGGAGCCCCGACAUGGCGGCGGUGCCCAGGCCGCCGCGCCCAAGGCCGGGACCGGCCAGGGUCGCCGUCGUGUACUACCUGUCCAGGAACGGGCAGCUCGAGCACCCGCACUUCAUGGAGGUCGCCCUCUCGUCCCCCGACGGCCUCUACCUCCGAGAUGUGAUCGAUCGGCUCGACGCACUGCGAGGCAAGGGGAUGGCGCGCAUGUACUCAUGGGCCUCCAAGAGGAGCUACCGGAACGGGUUCGUGUGGCACGACCUGGCGGAUGACGACUACGUGCACCCGGUGGGCGGGCGGGAGUACGUGCUCAAGGGCACCGAGCGGCUGCACCCGCCGGCGAUCCACCUCCCGCUGCUCGACGCGGCCGCGGCGUCGUCCUGCUCCUCCGGCUCCCAGGACACGACCACGUCCUCCUCGUCAGGCUGGGAGCACGCCCAGAGGAAGGGCGUCGCCGGCGCGUGCGGCACAGGUGAGCUCGGCGAGUACAGGGUGUACAAGGCCGAGGACCGCGCCGCGGCGGCAGCGGACGCGGCGACGCAGACCGAGGACGGGCACCGUGGGCGGAGCCGCGGUCACCAGAGGCGCGCCCAGGAGGAGCUGAGCCGCGAGGAGACGUCGCCGCCGACGGCGUCCACGAGCCCCGAGACGCUCGAGGCGCUGAUCAAGGCGGACGGCCGCGUCCUGGCGACCGUCCCCGGCGGCGGGAGCAGGGCCCGGGCGUCGUCCGUGCUGAUGCAGCUCAUCUCGUGCGGGUCCGUGUCGGUGAAGGGCGGGCUGGCCACACCGGUGAUGCCGCGCGGGGUGCACUACCGCCCACGCCCGCCGCGCCCGCCGGCGCACGCGGCCGUCGCGGCAGCCGAGACGGCCGUCUACCGGCAGAAGGUGGUCGAGGACAAGGAGUACUUCAGCGGGAGCCUGGUGGAGACGCAGUGCUCGGCCGCCGACCCGUGCCAGGACCUGGCCGUCCUCCGGCGGUCGUCUUCCUACAACGCCGACAGGGCGCAGAAGGCGGAGGAGGCGGUGGACCUGCACGACCGGUGCAUCCCGCGGAAACCCAAGAGCAAGAAGGACGGCUACCAGGUGAUCUCCUGCACCGCGCACGCCAGCGGCAAGAGGAUCGGGGCAUGA